GGAAAGCUAUUGUCUCAUUUUAACAUUAUUCCUUUAAAUAUGAAUCAAAGUGUCUCUUAAUAGAACGUUGACCAGUGCUUGAUUUCCCAUAACAAUCUGAUGUGGUGAUUUUGUGCUGCAAGCACUGAAGCCUUUUGCAAAUACCACCUUUUCAUUCACUGGCAUAAAUUUCACAGAAGGAAUAUCUGGGGGGGAAAUUUGAAGCCAGCCUUUUGCAAACUUGGAUCCAAAGCCCAGCCUGGAGCCUCCAAUUAGAUUUCUGCACUUCACAAGGGGUGGCCUUCCUUCUGGGAGUACUGGGUGUGACCCCCUUUCUUCUGGGGACAGAAGGGAGCUCAGCAGCAUGGAGAUUGAACUGAGGUGUCCCAUCAUGUGUGCAGGUAGCUAAUUUUUAACCAAGAGAUUGUAUGUCUCCAUGCUCUGUAAUGGAAUACUAUCUUACAUGCUACAGCAUUCUGGAAAAUUCAGUUCUUGUUAGUCAACAGUCAUCAGCAUGUCCACACAUAUGUCUUUUCUUUUCUUUUCUUUUCUUUUCUUUUCUUUUCUUUUCUUUUCUUUUCUUUUCUUUUCUUUUCUUUUCUUUUCUUUUCUUUUCUUUUCUUUUCUUUUCUUUUCUUUUCUUUUCUUUUCUUUUCUUUUCUUUUCUUUUCUUUUCUUUUCUUUCUGACAGUAGCUACUGAGUAGACCUGGACAAUGAUAACUUUAACAGUUAUCAUUGCUAUUUCAAGUGACAUCUCAACACUGAUCAAAAGUUCCUCUGCCAGCUCAGCCUAUUGCUUUUCUAAAUAUAUCCAUGUCAUUAAUUGCAGGUAUUUGCUGGUGGAGACUGUUCCCAGCUCGUCUUCAUGUUGCCCAUUUUAUUCUCUGCAUUUAUCCUGUCUGCUUGCUGCAUAGCCAAAGGGAACUGCAUCUCCUAUGAUGAGCUGAGAGAGCUGAAGACUGAAUUUGCCAUCAGUCUCUACCGGCAGGUGUCUGAAGCAGAGAACAGGACCAAUCUGGUAGUGUCUCCAGCAAGUGUGGCUGUUUCUUUGGAGCUGCUGCAGUUUGGAGCUCAAGGAAAUACCUUUAUGGAGCUGCAAGAUGCCCUAGGAUACAGCAUUCAUGAUCAAAGCGUGCAGGAUUUCAUGCACACAGUGGAUGAAGCAGAGACUGACUCCAGCCAGGGCACAGUGGUCCAGCUGGGAUGUUCCCUCCUUGUGGACUCGGGCGUGCAGCUCUCGCCCGACUUCGCCGAGCGCGCCGCGCGCUGGGCCAACAGCAGCCUGCUCCAAACCAACCUCACCGACCCCAACACCACCCACACACAGGAAUGGAUCACCACUGACCUCACAGAUGGGGAUAUGCAUGGGAUGACACCGGAGAGUGCUGGGUCAUCACUCAGCCAGGUCACCCUGGUGAGCACCCUGCACUUCAGAAGCACGUGGCAAAAAAAGUUUUCCUUCAUGGAUUCCCAGAUGUUGCCUUUUACGACGCCAGAGGGCUCGACCCUGAAAGUGCCUACCAUGCACCACACAGCUGAAGUUAACUAUGGCCAGUUCCAGACUGCAGCUCUGGAGGCUUUCAGCGUGGUCGAGUUACCCUACCUGGGGGAGAAACUCAGCAUGUUCCUAGUGCUUCCCAGCCACAAAAGAACACCUUUGUCCCAGAUUGAGUCUCACCUUUCUGCCAAAACCAUAACCCUCUGGGCCAACAGCUUGAAGAGAACAAAGAUGGACAUUUUUCUGCCUAGGUUCAGUAUUCAAAGCCUUUUUGACCUGAAGACAGUUCUUUCUGCCAUGGGAAUUAGAGAUGCAUUUGAUCCCAUCACUGCUAAUUUUAAAGGCAUUUCAGAGCAAGAUAGUCUUUAUAUUUCAGAAGCUAUUCACAAAGCAGAGAUUGAAGUAACAGAAGAUGGUACAAAGGCAUCGGGAGCUACAGCAAUGGUCUUACUGAAAAGAUCUCGAACACCUAUUUUCAAAGCAGACCGACCUUUCACAUUUUUCCUGAGACAAGCUAAUACAGGUUCAGUACUUUUUAUAGGAAGAGUUACAAAUCCAUCAUAAGCACUAAAUGCAUAUAACUGACUUCUGCUCCUCUGAUGAGCUGUCCUCCAAUGAAAUUAAAGGCUACAUUGUAUGUAUUUAUUAAACAGUUUUAAGCAUAUCAAGAAUCAUCACUGCCUUAUUACAUUGUAGACACUGUUGAAACUUUGAGUCUAGGAAUCAUCAGCACCAAAACUACAGCAAAGACAGUAUCCAAAUAAACAUUUGCAAAAAAAAAAGGAACAGGUUUAGCUUCCUAAAUGUUUAACAAUAUGAGCCAACAGCUUCUCUUUAUCAUGGCUAAAGUCAGCUUGACUGUUGCUGAGUAUAGGUGAUUUGAAUGAAAAUAACUCACAAGAAAGCUUUGUGAUGUUAUUUUUCAAGUACAAUUUCAUUUCCCUGUCCUGAAGUCCAAAGCUUAAGAAUAAAACUGAAAUUCAGUCUGACCUCAGACAGUUAUAGCCCAGCUGAUAUAGAAGGUAACAAGCAAGCAGCGAAAUGCUGUGAAAAGAAAAUCAAGUUGAAAGGCUGUUUCAAAACUGACACAGAAUCAAGAAAUCAUUAUGGUUGGAAAAUAACUCUUAGAUCAUAGAGUCCAACCAUUAACCCAGCACUGCCAUGUCCCCCACUAAACCAAGUCCCUAAACACCACACCUACAUACUUUUUGAACACUUCCAGGGAUGGCGAUUCUACCAUGAGCCAGGACAGCCUGCUCCAGACCGAGCAGGUAAGAAGCAGAACACCCACUCAGUGACAAAACAAAUACUGCCAAAAAAGGCAGCAGCACUACCUCUACUGCCUUUGCAGCGUACUCAACACAGAACAGACAUUCCAGAAGAACACUGAAUGGGACUAUGGGCAUCAUUAAAAAAGGGGGGUGGUUUUCAGCAUCCUGACAAAAGAUGGGAUAUGGCAAGUGUUCAGUAACUCAUGGCACAAGCAUCAGAAACCCAGGCCCAUAAAGAUUUUGGGUGGAGACAGGAAACCACUGACUCCCAAGAAAAGUAUAAGAGAGGACUGUUUUAUUCAGCUCCCUCUGAAUCAAACAAAGCCUUGCAGAUAACCCAGAGCAUCCAGCACAGUUGAAAGAUGUGGCCAGUAAAGCAAUCAAUGAUAUUUUGUUUCCAGGCAGCAGCAUACCGUGGCUGUUCCCACACUUGUAAACCUGUAAAAUCUUCUGACACAGAAAGCCUCUGUGCAGCCUUCCUCAGAGGCUACUGACCCCUGCUUUACUGCACUGUAUCCCUCAAUAAAACUGCAGGGUUUGUCAUGGCUACAGAUGUGCUUACAAAACAUCACUUUGUUAUGCUGGCCACCAAAAGUGCAAAGUACACAAGAUAUCCUACUGUAGCUGCACUUCAGCAUAAGCUCUCUUUCACUCAUUCUAAUUAAGAGCAGAAUAUCCAGUGAUACAAAACCAUUCUUCAUUCUUUAACACUGAUACCAGAACACAGAAGCUCUGGAGAGGGAAGGCAAAACAAAUAAUUUUGAUAGUAACUGUAAUCAAACCUACAGAAAGAUUAAAAUAGAGAUUUUAUUGAUGGAAUAACAAAAGUGCUUUUCUUAAAUAUUUUUCAAAAUACAUUUAUACAACUUACAAUAAUAUAUCCAAAAUAACUGUAUAUACAAAACAUUACCUUGUUUAAUGUAUGUGCUUUUUUUUGAAAAUUACAAAGCAACUUUUUGGCAAAGUUCAACCUUAAGAGGUGAUA
This is a messenger RNA of Serinus canaria (Common canary), 3734 nucleotides long. It is a transcript of the gene SERPINE3, whose product is annotated as serpin family E member 3. The record is from RefSeq and is a predicted model, not a curated record. The transcript is spliced from 8 exons. Gene Ontology annotation, molecular function: serine-type endopeptidase inhibitor activity. NCBI's taxonomy places the organism in Eukaryota, Metazoa, Chordata, Aves, Passeriformes, Fringillidae. The coding region runs from base 846 to 2042 and encodes 398 amino acids. Gene Ontology annotation, biological process: negative regulation of endopeptidase activity.